Messenger RNA from Naegleria gruberi, 1944 nucleotides. RefSeq lists its product as uncharacterized. The record is from RefSeq and is a predicted model, not a curated record. Gene Ontology annotation, cellular component: membrane. Gene Ontology annotation, molecular function: ABC-type transporter activity; ATP hydrolysis activity; ATP binding. Gene Ontology annotation, biological process: transmembrane transport. The coding region runs from base 1 to 1944 and encodes 647 amino acids. The transcript is spliced from 4 exons. Lineage: Eukaryota; Heterolobosea; Eutetramitea; Acrasida; Naegleriidae.
AUGAAUCCGCAAAACCCAACCAAGCAAUUUGUGCCAAUUGCCACAACCAACGAAGAUCAAGAACUCUUCGCCAGAAUGCUCAAACAAAAGGAAUUUGAUGCAGCUCAACAACCACAAUCAACUGAACAUCUUCCUAACAAGGUUCUCCCUCCACCAACUGCUCUUCCAUAUGCAUCUUCUUUAAAUAGAGAUUACGAUCAGUCAAUUGCUGACAUGUUAAAAAAUCGUAGAAAAUCCCUUUCAGAACAAGAGAAACAAACUUACAAGGAUGCAAGAGAACCACAAUUGAAGGGAAAACACAACUUUAAGAUUUUGAAAACUUUCAGUUGGGAAUGGAUUUUAAUUUUGUGUGGAAUGCUUUCUUCAGCUGUUUAUGGUGUCAUGCCUUUGGUGUUUUAUUUGAUUUUUGGUACCUUUGUUGAUGAUGCUAUUGAUUAUGCCAAGUUGGAUAUUUCUGCUCAGGAAUUCUUUCUCUCACAAAUGUUCAUGAAUAUUGCAGGUGACCGUUUAGCCAUUCGUUUAAGAAGAACCUAUUUCAAUGCACUAAUCUCACAAGAAAUGGGAUUUUUCGACAUCAAGUCAUCUGGUGCAUUAACUGCUCCAAUCUUUGAAGAUGUAGCCAAGAUUCAAGAUGCCUACACUAUGAAACUCAGUUUAGUUUGCACUCACGUUGCAACUGCCAUUGCAGGAGUUAUCAUGGCUCUGACAACCAAUUGGAAAAUGACAUUGAUUUUGAUUAGUUGCAGUCCACUCGUUGUGAUUGUCAUUGUCAUUUGUACCAAGUGUAUUGAAGUUUUCACAAAUAGAAUUAAUAAUGCAGUGAUGAGAGCUGCUGGUGUUGCUGGUGAAGUUUCUAGCUCAAUCAAGACAAUUCGUUCAAUGGCCGGAGAUAGACGUGAGAAGGCACGUUUUGGUAAGGCACUUGCUGGAGCUCCAUUCUCAAUUAUUGGAAAGGGAGUUUCUCAAGGUAUUGCUAUGGGUAAUUCUUAUAUGGUUAUCAAUGGUUUCUUUGCUUUGACUUUUUGGUAUGGAGGUUCUAUUGUCAUUGAUGGUGAUGCAACUCUUGGUGAAAUGGUCAAAGUCUUUGGUAUUAUGGCAAACGCCAGUCAACAAGCUCUCUUGAAGGUCAUUUUGAGAGAACCAGAAAUUACUGAACCACUCAAUGGUAAAAAGGUUGACGAUCUCAGAGGUGAAAUUACAGUUGAAGGAAUUGAAUUUGCUUAUCCAUCUCGUCCACACUUGACCAUUUUGAAAGACUUUAAUUUGAAGAUUAAGGCAGGUAGCUCCGUUGCUUUGGUUGGUGGUUCAGGAUCUGGUAAAUCAACAAUUAUUGGUCUUAUGGAAAGAUUCUAUGCUCCUCAAAAAGGUAGAGUUCUCUUGGAUGGUGUGGAUAUUAAAGAAUUGGACACUGAAUGGCUCCAUCAAGUUAUUGGUAUCGUCACUCAGGAACCAACUCUAUUCCAAGGAACUAUUAAGGAAAAUAUUGCCUACUCAAUUGGUGGAUUGACUGGAAGUAAGAAAGAUGCCAAGCAAAGUCAAAUUGAAGAAGCUGCCAAAGCUGCCAAUGCACACAACUUUAUUAUGGAACUUCCUAAUGGAUACAAUACAAGAUUGGGAGAAAAGGGUGUUUCCUUAUCUGGUGGUCAAAAGCAAAGAAUUGCUAUUGCCAGAGCUAUUUUACAAAAUCCACAAAUUCUCCUUUUGGACGAAGCUACUUCUGCUCUCGAUGCUGAAUCUGAAGGCCUAGUUCAAGAAGCCCUCGAUCGUUUAAUGAAGGGAAGAACAACCAUUUGUGUAGCUCACAGAUUGGCAACCAUUAAGAAUUCAGAUGAAAUUUGUGUCAUGGAUCAUGGUGUCAUUAGAGAACGUGGUUCUCAUGAAGAAUUGAUUAGAAAUCCAAAUGGCAUUUAUAGAUCACUUGCUGCCAAACAAAGUAUGGUUUAA